AUGCGCCCGCCUCCCCGUGGCGAGCCGUUCACCGACUUUGACGAGCUCGCCGAGGAGCUCGCUGCGCAGUUCAACGGCGACGCCACAGCGCUCCCGGACGAGGCCAAGAGCGAGUGGUCCGAGGCCGAGCUGCAAAUGUUCUUUGCGAGUGGCGGCCAGAUCACGCCGCCGCCCAACCCGAAGCUGCGCGCGGCGGCGCGCGAGCUGGAGGCCAAGCAUGACCUGCGCAGCCCGGCGCAGAUCGAAGCGGACGCCGCGCUCGAGCUCGCGCGAGAGGCGGCGCAAAAGGCGCCGUGGUGGGAGAAGGUGACCGAGCUCGACCGGCAAAAGGCGGGCGUGUACCGCGACGCGGCGCUCGCGCGCGGCAUCCCCGACCGGCCGCACGGCCUCAUCCCCGCCGACGACCCCCACUUCCGCCAGCUGCACAAGGCCAAGCACAUCCUGCCCUUCGAGAAGCACAUCCUCUUCUGGGAGAGCAGCCAACCGCACAUCAAGGGCGGCGCCGACGGCGAGAGCCGCAGCGUCGCGCUGCACGCGGACGAGGGCUACACGCACGGCGACUCGGCCUGCGCCGGCCGCGGGCUCGACCUGCGCUACUUUUGGGACUCGUCGACGCUCAAGGUGGUCGCGGCGGUCGCGUACUCCCAAAAGGCGGUCGGCGGCUGGUCGGCGGUGGAGGAUGAGACGUCGACGCGGUGGCGCUCGACGCUGGUGCACGGCGGGCUGCUCGAGGCGGUGCUGGACGAGCUGACGGCGGAGGUGAUGAAGAUCAACAUCGCGCCCGACAUGGUGACGAGCGAGAUGACGGUCCGCUUCAAGAAGCCGUCCUCGCCCGGCGUGGUCUACAAGGCGGAGGCGGCCAUCGUCGACGUCUCGCCGCCGCUCGUCACCGUCUCUGGCAGGAUCCUCACCCAAGGCGACGAGGAGGCGUCGCUCGUGGCCCAGCUGCAGGGCGAGUACUUUUGCGACGACGUCGAGCCGCCGCCGGGGGCGCUCGGGUGGGAGGCGGGCCGCUUGCGCGAAUAUUUCGAAGCCGGCGGCGCCUAA
Molecule: messenger RNA, 1047 nt
Organism: Emiliania huxleyi CCMP1516
Lineage: Eukaryota; Haptophyta; Isochrysidales; Noelaerhabdaceae
Exons: 3
Coding region: 1-1047 (348 amino acids)
Source: RefSeq, a predicted model, not a curated record